UCUCCUAGUCUUCCAUCUCUCUCCCCCUCCCCCAUUACAAAUAAUUAACCCCAACUACUGAACCAGCCAGAAAAGAUGGACUUAAAGCUCGCCGGGAAGCCCACGACUGCGCCACUACCAGAUCGACCAUCCCGUUGGUCCCAGCAUAGGCGGGCCCAGUCAGAGGCCUCUUCCCUGUUUUCAGAUGACACCCACCUCAACAAUGUCUUUUCUGACUUUAACCUCGCUUCCCUCGACCUCCUCGACUCCGCCACCACCGUAGGUGGCGGCAACACGACCAAGCCCAAGUAUCCACAACCCGAUUCCCAGCUACAAAGCAUGUCGGUUGACAGUAACUUUUUCGACUGGCUAGACUUCACCUUAGCCGACGACCCUACGAAGUGUCCAGCGGCUGGUCAACAACACUACCACAAGCACAUUAAGUCGACACCUGGUUCGACAUCGUCGUUUAAAGCAGAGUCCUCUUCUGUUAAAAUGAUGGAUGUAGCCAAGAGGGUGGUAGGGCCUGAUGAGCUCGCUGAGCUGGCUUUAAUCGAUCCCAAGAGAGCUAAAAGGAUUCUUGCAAAUAGGGAAUCUGCACAACGUUCAAAAGAGCGAAAAAUGAAAUAUACAAAUGAGCUAGAGAAGCAAGUGUUGACCCUUCAAGCUGAAAUAGUUGCUCUCUCUGCUAAGGUCACAAUGUUCCAGGAAGCCAAUGGUGAAUUAACUGUCAAAAACAAGGAACUCAAACUACGCUUACAAGCAAUGGAAGAACAAGCAUGCCUCCAAGCUGUGAUAAAUGUAGCAAUGAAGGAAGAAAUUCAGCGACUUAGGACUGCAAGAGGUCCAACCCCAAUUGCAAAUGGAAGCCAUCUUCACCAAAAGUUUUUCUCCUCGGUUCCUUUCUCGUCUGUAGAUGGUCGAGCACUUUAGUAACAAUCAGACUUAAGCUAUUCUGCAUGCCUCAACUGAGGGCUAAAUUGUCCUACUUAACCCAGCCUAGCUUCUUGGAUUGAGUAUCUAAGGGGGCUAUAAUGCUAGUGUUGCUGUUUGUAGAGUGUAAUGCGACCUGGUUUGCACCACCAUAAGCGCAUGUUUCUUCCACUUCCACAGACGUCGCCACCUAAUAAUAACACACCCUUGAAAAAGAUGUUGCACGAGCUUGACGACAACUUCAACGAAAAGUCUAUCCUGUAACCAAAGCAGAAGAAUUUCCCCACGGAAAUUUGGGAUAACCCUUCUGAUGGUUAAUUCAAAAUUGGGAAUUUGGGAUGGCUUAGAAUGAGGAAAAGGUAACGAAGAAAAGUAAUGGCUAGAAAUUUUCCUAACUUUUUUGAGAGAGGCUAAUUGUCUUUUAGACCUCAGCCCUUUUGAUAUCUGCAGUUAGGCAAAUCACACUUGAUUCAUUGAAUCUACAUUUAGUAGAUUUUCGGGGUAUAGUACGAGCAUUCGUUUCAUCCUUGGCUGUUGAUUUCCAGGCUGAUCACAAAUAUCAGCGACGAUGACGACGGCUUUUUACGGUGUGCGAUUUCUCCUAAGCUAGUCGAGUGGAAAUAGUAUUAUAAUUAGUGUGUUACCCCCAAUGACCAAUUGUGGGCGCGAACUUAAUAAGCUGCAAUCUAGCUAAGAUUGUACCCAGUGUCUAGUGACGCCUUGUAUGUGUUGGGCCGCUCUCCGAACCAACACUUUUGCUUGUAGCUCUUUCAAUACCUAAUGGCGUUGAAUGAAGAACUAUGCUUUUUUUU
Messenger RNA from Diospyros lotus (date-plum), 1724 nucleotides. RefSeq names its product transcription factor VIP1-like. Gene Ontology annotation, molecular function: DNA-binding transcription factor activity. Bases 76 to 912 code for a protein of 278 amino acids. The transcript has 4 exons. Gene Ontology annotation, cellular component: nucleus. Gene Ontology annotation, biological process: regulation of DNA-templated transcription. NCBI's taxonomy places the organism in Eukaryota, Viridiplantae, Streptophyta, Magnoliopsida, Ericales, Ebenaceae. The record is from RefSeq and is a predicted model, not a curated record.